AAAAACAGAGAGAGAGAAAGACCUGCCUUGGAUUUGCGCGCACAGAGAAGAAGAGAGACACUAGUCGACCUUUCUAUACCGAGAAAAGAGAUUGGUGAGUGGUGGAAAAAUGGCAAGCAUGCAGCUUAUGAGAAGGGAAAGUGCUUUUGUUCAUGAGGUUACGCAAGACAGUCCAAAAAGUCCAGAAGCAAGGCUGGGAAUGAAAGUAGAGGAUCUAUGGGAUGUUCAAGAACCACAGUUAACUCCAACUGAGAAACUUAACGCUUGCUUUGAGGGUAUCCCUGUCUCUGCCUUCCCUCCCGCUCCUUCUUCUCAAGUGAUCGAGAUAAAAUCAGACACCAGUCUAGCAGAGGCUGUUCGUAUACUUGCAGAACACAAGAUUCUUAGUGCUCCUGUGGUGGAUGUUGAUGCUCCUGAGGAUGCUAGUUGGAUUGACAGAUAUAUUGGAGUUGUUGAGUUUGCUGGGAUUAUAGUGUGGAUUUUACAUCAGUCGGAACCUCCAUCACCCAGAAGUCCAACCUCGGGAUCAGCUCUUGAAGCGGCUGUUAAUAGAGUGACCAAUGCUGCUAGUCUCGGGACCUUAGGUCCUGAAGAUGCUGCAGCAACUUCUGGAAAUUUUUUUGAGGCUCUGACUUCUUCCGAAUUCUACAAGAACACGAAGGUUCGAGACAUUGCAGGGUCAUUCCGUUGGGCACCGUUUCUCGCUUUACAGAAAUCAAACUCCUUUCUGACCAUGCUUCUGUUGCUUUCGAGUUACAAGAUGAAGAGCAUUCCAGUGGUUGAUCUGGGUGAGGCGAAGAUUGACAACAUCAUCACCCAGUCUUCUGUUAUUCACAUGUUAGCGGAAUGUGCUGGGCUUCAAUGGUUUGAAAGUUGGGGAACAAGGAAACUUUCUGAAAUUGGUCUUCCCUUGAUGGCCCCUGAUCGUUUAGUCAAGGUGUACGAGGAAGAACCAGUGCUCCAGGCAUUUAAGCUGAUGAGGAAAAAAAAAAUUGGUGGAAUACCUAUUGUUGAUAGUAGCGGUGGAAAGGUAGUAGGCAACAUAAGUAUAAGAGAUGUCCAUUUCCUUUUAACUGCACCAGAGAUCUACCACGAUUAUAGAUCCAUCACGGCAAAGAACUUCUCGACUGCAGUUAACGGCUACUUGGAGACGCAUCAAGAAAUCUCACCUUUUGUGCGUGGCAUGGUGAUAUGCACAAAAAACUACUCCAUUAAAGAAUUGAUCAUGAAGCUUGAUUCUGAGAAAAUCCACCGGGUAUAUGUCGUGGAUGAUGCUGGGAAUCUGGAAGGGGUGAUCACACUGAGGGAUAUACUAUCAAGGCUUGUACACGAGCCCCGUGGCUACUUUGGUGAUUUCUUUGACGGAGUGCUGCCAUUACCUUCGAACAGUAGAGUUUAAAGAGGUAUUAUAAUGAUCUGGUCAUUUCCUAAUAACUGACGGUGUUUUUCUAGUGUUUCUGCUAAUCUCCUGAUGAUCAUUAGACGUCUGGUAAAUGUGGUGGUUGUAACAUCGGUGAGCACCCUUGUAAUGAGCUUUCCACCGCUCGGACAUUGUUUCACUUUCUGUUUAUCUUUGAUGUACAACAGAACUCGAUUUUGAACCCCUUCGUGUUGGAAUCAAAUAAGCAGGGCUUAUUCUGCUUGUCUCA
Molecule: messenger RNA, 1649 nt
Organism: Populus nigra (black poplar)
Lineage: Eukaryota; Viridiplantae; Streptophyta; Magnoliopsida; Malpighiales; Salicaceae
Product: SNF1-related protein kinase regulatory subunit gamma-1-like
Exons: 6
Coding region: 110-1399 (429 amino acids)
Source: RefSeq, a predicted model, not a curated record